Lasiosphaeria miniovina is the source of this 1644-nucleotide messenger RNA. Its product is annotated as high-affinity glucose transporter RGT2. The transcript has 4 exons. The record is from RefSeq and is a predicted model, not a curated record. Bases 1 to 1644 code for a protein of 547 amino acids. Gene Ontology annotation, cellular component: membrane. Gene Ontology annotation, molecular function: carbohydrate:proton symporter activity. Gene Ontology annotation, biological process: carbohydrate transport; transmembrane transport. NCBI's taxonomy places the organism in Eukaryota, Fungi, Ascomycota, Sordariomycetes, Sordariales, Lasiosphaeriaceae.
AUGUUCGGGACUAGGAAGAUUCCGCUUGCUAAGCCCCCACGGGAGGCCGGCUCGUCAUGGCCAGCCAUCGCCAUUGGCGCGUUUGUUGCCUUUGGAGGCGUCCUGUUUGGCUAUGAUACGGGCACUAUCAGCGGCAUCCUAGCCAUGGACUACUGGAGGGACACCUUCUCGACCGGAUACCGCGACCCCCACGGCCAUCUCGAUGUGUCGCCCUCUCAGUCGUCGGCCAUUGUGUCAAUACUAUCCGCUGGCACCUUUUUCGGUGCCCUGUCUUCGCCGUUCCUCGGUGACAAUCUGGGCCGCCGCUGGGCCCUCAUCAUCUCGACGUGGGUGUUUAAUGUCGGUGUCGUUUUGCAGACCGCAGCUACAGCUCUGCCGCUUUUCCUGGCUGGCCGCUUUUUCGCUGGGUUCGGAGUGGGCCUAAUAUCCGCGCUGAUUCCGCUAUACCAGUCCGAGACUGCGCCCAAGUGGAUCCGCGGAGCAAUCGUGGGAGCCUAUCAGGGCGCAAUCACCAUCGGACUACUGCUCGCCGCCAUCUUAGACAACGCCACCCACUUGCGCCAAGACACGGGCUCGUACCGCAUCCCAAUCGCGGUCCAGUUCGCCUGGGCCCUCAUCCUCAUCGUCGGCAUGCUUCUCCUGCCCGAGACGCCCCGCUAUCUGAUCAAGCAGAACAGCAUGGACAAGGCGGCUGUUUCGCUGGGCCGCCUGCGCCGUCUGCCCGAGAACCACCCGGACAUUCUCGCAGAGCUCGCCGAGAUCAAGGCCAACCACGACUACGAGAUGCAGCUGGGUAAGGCCAGCUAUUUCGACUGCUUCCGCGGCGAUAUGUUGAAGAAGCAACUCACCGGUAUGGGCUUGCAGGGACUUCAGCAACUGACUGGCAUCAACUUCAUCUUCUACUACGGCACCCAGUACUUCCUCAACUCGGGCAUCCAGAACCCCUUCGUCAUCUCCAUGAUCACGUCCAGCAUCAACGUCGUGUCGACCAUCCCGGGCCUCUACUUCAUCGACAAGUGGGGCCGCCGGCCGAUGCUGCUGUGGGGAGCCGUGGGCAUGUGUGUCAGCCAGUUCCUCGUGGCCAUGCUCGGCACCCUGACGACGGGCCAGACCAGCGACGGCACUAUCAUCGUGUACAACGUCGACGCGCAAAAAGCUAGCAUCGCUUUUGUGUGCAUCUACAUCUUCUUCUUCGCCUCCACCUGGGGCCCCCUGGCGUGGGUGGUCACGGGCGAAAUCUUCCCGCUGAAGCACCGCGCGCAGGGCCUGUCGAUCACCACGGCGACCAAUUGGCUGCUCAACUGGGCCAUCGCGUACGCGACGCCGUACCUGGUCAACUACGGCGCGGGCUAUGCGAACCUGCAGAGCAAGAUCUUCUUCAUCUGGUUCGCGUGCUGCUUCCUGUGCAUCGCCUUCGUGUACUUCUUCAUCUACGAGACCAAAGGGCUGUCGCUCGAGGAGGUCGACGAGCUGUACAGCGAGGUCGACGCCGCCCGCAAGAGCCGCGGCUGGCGCCCCACCACCACCUUCCGCCAGCGCGAGUCCGUCGCCGAGAAGGACGGCUCCGCCAAGGGUAACUCUAAUGGUGCUACUAUCGAGCAGAGGGAUAACAUCUCUACGGGCGGGGAUGACGGACGCGUGUGA